CCUGCGUUGCAGAAUAUCAGGGGCUAAAACCCCAAAAUCAAAGCUGGGAUUUUUUGGUUUCAGAGAAAGUUUGAGACUUUGAGAACGGAAAGGGAAGAUGGGUCAGUCGGGUCAAUGGCUAGAGAAGGCGUUGGUGGAUCUAUGCCAGAAGAUGGAAUCGGGUUUGGGCUUGGAUCGGGAUAUGAUUUCGGGUCUAGUCUCCUACUGUGAGCUAGCUGAUCCCAGAGACGCUAAAGAAUACCUUGAUAACAUAAUAGGGCAGGAGGUGGGGAAAUCUGUGAUUGAGGAGUAUCUCCAGAAAAGAGGUCGUUCAGAUCUUUGCAGCAGCACCCCGGAUGUUCCAGCCUCGAGUUUACAUGCAUAUGUUAAGCCACCAUCGAAUGAGUUUUCUGUAGGUGGAACCAAGAAACAACUGAAAACGCCAAAAGUGGCUAAAGUACCUAGUCAUCAGGAAGCUUCUAGCUCUCAGGGAAAGCCUCUUCCGGCUCAGGCCAGUGAGUCAAGGACCACAAAUAAUGCAAACCAAAGUAAUUCUAAGAAGAAGAAGGCUGGAAAAGUUGUUUCGCUUGCGGAGGCUGCUAAAGGAUCAAUUGUAUUCCAGCAGGGGAAGCCAUGCACGUGCCAAGCACGUCGCCACCGGCUUGUGAGUAAUUGUUUAUCAUGUGGGAAGAUAGUGUGUGAACAAGAGGGAGAGGGACCUUGCAAUUUUUGUGGAGCUCUUGUGCUGAGGGAAGGGAGCACUUAUGCUGGUCUGGAUGAGAGUUUCACUCCUGUGGUGUCAGAUGCUGAGGCAGCAGCUGAAGCUUAUGCAAAGAGACUCGUUGAGUAUGAUCGAGACUCUGCAGCCCGUACAACAGUGAUUGAUGACCAAAGUGACUACUUUGAAAUUGAGGGGAACAGCUGGUUAUCAAAGGAGGAAAAGGAACGUCUAAAAGAGAAGCAGGAGCAAAUUGAAGAAGCUGAGCGGGCCAAACGAAAUAGAGUAGUUGUGACUUUUGAUUUGUUUGGGCGCAAGGUACUUUUGAAUGAAGAUGAAGUUUCUGAACUGGAAUCAGAAAGCUUAACAUUGAAGCCACUAGAUGAAAGAGAAGUGAACCGUAUUAAACCGAAUCCUAGUCUUAAAGUGCAACCACUCUUUGUGGAUCCAGGCCCCAGAAAGAAGCCUGUUGUGAAAGGUAGGAAGGAAAACAAGAGCCCAACCAAAGGCUUGUGCUUAGAGAUAACUGGGAGGGUGCAGCAUGUCAACAAUGAUAUGAAAGAUCUUGUGGCUGACGAUCAAUUGGAGACAACUUCAAAUGAAAAUUUUUCUCAAGGGCCUUCUAUAAGUGGAGUUGUGCCUGAUGACGAUGAUGGAGGAAAAUGUUCUUUAGACUACCGUUAGGGGAGAUUAUGGGAUUUCAUUAUUGUUUUCAAAAGAGAUACAUUAAAGGAAUGGAAUUAAUAUACAAGUUUCCUACUA
This is a messenger RNA of Rosa rugosa (rugosa rose), 1459 nucleotides long. RefSeq lists its product as uncharacterized. Gene Ontology annotation, cellular component: nucleus. The transcript has 4 exons. The record is from RefSeq and is a predicted model, not a curated record. Gene Ontology annotation, biological process: regulation of DNA-templated transcription. Lineage: Eukaryota; Viridiplantae; Streptophyta; Magnoliopsida; Rosales; Rosaceae. The coding region runs from base 98 to 1381 and encodes 427 amino acids. Gene Ontology annotation, molecular function: zinc ion binding.